AUGUAAAGAAGAAAUGAUUUAAAUUUUAUUUCCCUUAAGGGGGAUAUUAGAGCUUCAAAUAACUAACUUCGAGGUGGAGGGUGUGGUUUAUCCAAAUCAAAGGGGAUAAAUACAAAAGAUAUAAUAAUGCCAGAGAGUGAAAUUCCUUUUGAUUUUUUGAAAAAAUUGAACGACAACGUUAGUAUAAUAAUUGGGAAGGCCUCUUUAAUAUUAGAUUAAGGAUAAAAGGUUGAAGUUUUAAUGGCAAUUCAAUGGAUUUUUCAUAAUAGGGAACAUUUGAAUACUUGUUGUUUUUCUAAAAAAUUAACAACAUCUAUUUAUAAUUUAGUGCUCAACAAUUUUGAAAAAAUCUUAAAAAUCCUUCCAAUUUAUUUAAGGACUGAUUGGUAUCUAUGUUAUCAAGUGCUAUAAAUUUGCAAUGAAUUGGCUCUCAUAAUCUAUUCAUUUUAACUAAAAAAUGAUGAAUGCGGAUUUCUAGCUUAAAUGUUAAAUAAUGAUAGAAAUUUUUAAGUGCAAAAAUAAUAAGAAUAUUUAAAUGACCUUGAGGAAUUUAAAACUUAAUUAGAAAUUGAAAAAGCAAAUGUUUGGAAAUGCGGAAUUGAAUUUGAAUUAAAUCUAAUCAGAAUAAUGUUAAUUAAUGCUAGUACUAAUUCAUAAGAGGGUAAAUAAUUACUGAUUGAUAUUAUAAAAAACAUUGGUUAAUCUAUUAUCUCAAUGUCACCAACUGAUGAUUUAAUCCCAAGUUUAAUGAAUGGAGCAAAAUUUUUACUUCUUAAAUUUAAAAAUAAAGUAUUGUAUCCUUUAGAAGUUUAUGCAACUUUUUAUUUAUUUUAAACUAUUAAAUGGUCAAUUAUAAAACAGUUAAGAUCUAAAUAUUCCGUUUAUAAAUAAAUUAAGUAAUUAAAAGAUACAUUCUAAGAAUAUAUAUUAUUAUCAGAUAAUUGGAUUUUACAUUCAUGUUGGAUUAUGAUGAUUGUUGAUAUUUUAGCUUACAGACCAAUUAUUAAUAAAAAUGCCAUAAUUACAACUACAAUUGAAUAAUAUUAAAAAUGGAAUAAAUUAAUUGAAGAAGGAUUAAUUCAUUGUGUUUCUUAUAAUCCAAAUGAAGCCUAAAUUGUUUUAUUUGUAAAUUAACAAAGAAACUGUGAUUAGGAUCUAGUAAAUUUGUUAGAAGCUAAAGGCAAAAUAAAAUUAGAAUUGUUUUAAUUAUGUCUCUUAACUGGGGAUUUAACAUAAAAUUUUAAUAUAUGGGAUUUCUAUAAGAAUUUCUCAUUUUAAAAAAACAAAUAAAUUCAACAGAAAGAUUAUGAAAUUCUAUUAGCUAAUAAUGAAUUAGCUAUUUUAGAAAAGUCUUAUUUUUAUUUGAAAUAGUCAAAAGAUGAACUAUGUGCUAAUUAAUUAUAAAUUUUAGAAUUACUAAAUGAUGAAUUUUUAUAAUCAUAAAAAAAAGAACUUUCAAAAAAAUUAUACUAAGAUGAAUUAAAAGUUCUUUUAAAACAGUUUAUAAAUUCAUAUAAAAAAGCAAUUUAUCACAUAAGAAUCAUUUAAGAAUUUAUGUUUUUUGAAUAAUACAAAUUAGAUUUGCUUACUCCUUACUUUGAUUUUUUAGAAUAUACACCAAAAUGGAAAUUAAAUUAGAUUCUGAAGAAAAUUCAAGACACUUUCAAAGAAUAACUUGAAAAUUUUUAAAUGGAAUUUUUUAAAGAGUACAUAAAAGCUGUUGAAUAUGUUAGUUAAAUUUCUAUCACCAAUCUCAGCUUAUAAUAAAUAGAAAGAGAAAAUCUAAAUGUUAUUUGUUAAAAAUUUAAGAUCCAAAAUUUGUAAGAUUUAUUUAAUGGUUUUGAAACAUAAUUUGAUUAAUUUAUAAAGAAUAUUAGAAGUUUUACAAAUAAAUUUAUCGAAUCAGUUCCAGAAAAGAAUAGCAAUUUGAUUUGUUUUAAACGGUAGGGGAUGCUUGAUUUUUUGAUCUCAACUUCUUCUAUCAAUUGGAUUUAAAAAUUAAUAGAAAUUACUAGAAAUUCGUUUUUAUAAAUAUUUAAGGAGCUCGAUGUUGUAAAUGAAUAGAAAAUUGAUACUAUAUCUGAUUUAAAUAAUAAAUUGAUAAAUUGUAAAAGAGAAACAAUUAUUGCAAAGACUUUAAAAUAAAUAUUGUAAGCCUAAUAUUAUAGAUUAUAAAUUUUUAGGGAGAAAUUUAAAUUAGAAUAGAUACCAUUAGAAUAAUAAAUUGGAUAAUUGGAUUAAUAAUUCAUACUAAAUUUGAUUGAUCUCAUUAGGUAAGAAAAAGAAAAAAUUCAGGAUACAAUUAAAUAAAAAGAAACAGAGGAUUAAGAAUUAAAUUUCGAAAUAAAAAUUAAAGAGAUUCUUAAAAUGAUUAAGAAUGAUUAUACGAAAAUAUUGAAUGACGAUUAAUAAAUUAAUAAUGAAACCAUUGGAAUAUAUUAAUCCGCUUUAGAUUUAAUAUCAAAAGCAUAAUUUAACUUAUUAAAAGUUUUGAAUUAAACUGGCGAAAAAAAAUGCCUAGCUAAAUUAAUUAAAAAAUAUGAUGAUUUUAUUAAUUCCAAUGAGUUAGUAUAUAAGAAGAAAUUGGAUUUAGGCGAAAAAAUAUUUCAAUAGAAAGUCAACGAUAAAUCUAAUAAUGUAUUUUCAAAUUAUUUUGAUUUUUAUUAAAAAAAGAUUAAUUCUAAUUUAGAAAUUAUUUAAGGUGCUUACAAACGUUUAAAAUCUUAUAAAUCAAUGAUAUCACUUGGAUUAGAUAUUAUUUUAAAUUUAAAAGAAAAAAAUAUAGAUUUAAAUACUUAGAUAGCAAAAUUAAAAGUUAAGAGUAAUAAAAUAUUUUAAAAUUUUAAUGUAGAAGAAUUUAUAACAAAACUUGACGUUAUAAAUCGAAAUGAUAAAGUUUUGGAAGUUUACGACUAUUUUGAUAUUUAAUUUACAUUGGAAUAUUUUAUUACAUUCUCAGAUAUUUAAUCUUCGCAUGAGAAUUGUAAAUCUUAAACUGUGGAUCAUAUUUAUUUAUCUAUUUUAAAAGAUUUAGAAUAAUAAUAAAUAGAAAUAAAAGCAUCUAUAUUGGAAAUUUUUGAUUUAAAAACUCCACAUAAAGUGAAAGAAUUUUUAGUAUUUAAUUUAAUUCGUCUUUAAUAUAGUGUUUAAGAGAAUUGUAUUACUUAAUUUUCGUCUAAAUUACUCUAAUAUUUAUGGAUAUUUGAAAAAGAUUAGAGAGUUAGAAGUUUAUUAAAAAAUAAGGAAAUGAUAGAAAUGUAAAAAUAAUUAUUCUCUUCAAAUUUAUAAUCGUCAGCAGAUUAAAUUAAGUAAGAAAUGAAAUAAAGAAUAAAUAAUCUUGAAAAUUUGUAAUAGGAAAUUAGAUUAGAAGGAAAUUUAACAAUAAGAGAUUAGAUCUAAAAAAAAUUAGAAAUAGCGUAUGAGGAACUUGAUUAAUACAUAGAUAAUUUAUCAGAAAUGUCUUAAAAGAUGGAGAUGAGUUUGCAAUUUCUUAAGGAUAUAUAAAAGGAUGUAAAAUUUAUAAAAAAUUAAAUGGAAAAUUUAUAAAACAGUUUAAAUUAGGUAGGAGAUGAUAUAAGAAAGUUGAGAGGAAAGAAAUAUUAUGAAUUAUUGGAAAUAAGAAAAUAAAAAAUUCUAUAAUAAUCUAAGAUAUUGGAAAUUGAUUCCAUUUAUGUAUCAGUAAAAACAUUAGAAUUUGAUCCAAUAAGUAGUAAUAUUAAAAAAACACAAUAAGGCAAAUAAAUAUCAUAAUUACUAAAUGAUGAUUAGUAUAAUUUUGAUGGAGAAGUAAAUGAGUUUAUUUGGGAUGAAAGCGAAACGAAAGAUGUGAUGUUAUUGUAAGGUAGUGCUGGUUCUGGUAAGAGUAGAGCAGCCAGAAAAAUUGAAGAAUUUAUUUGGAAUUUACAUGGAAAAUCAUCAAAAUGGAUACCAAUUUAUGUAUCUCUUCCAAAUUUAAAAAAUCCAAAAUACAAUUUAUUCUAAUAAGCUUUAGAAUCUGAGAAUUAUGGAUUUGAUAAACAUCAAAUAGAAGAGUUUAAAGAAGCAAUAUAAAAUAAAUAAGAAUUCAUUUUAAUGAUAUUAGAUAGUUAUGAUGAAAUGAAACAGGAAUGUGUUUAACAAAAUCUAAUAUUGACUAAUAAGCUUAUUUAAGAUCUAAAUAUUGAUAAAUAAUAAAGAUAACUUAAAGUAAUAAUCACUACAAGAAAAGAGAUACUGAAUGUUGUUGGAUAUUAAACAUGGUUUUAUGGAGAAAGUCUUGAAAGUUUGAAAGAAGUCUAAUUAUAAAAUUUUGAUUUAGAUCAAAUAUAAGAUUAUUUAAGAAAAUAUGUUGAAUUAAGCGUAAGGAGAAAGAUCAAAUAUAUCUAUGAAUUUAUAAAGUAUUCAUAAAAUUCAACUUUUGAUCUAAAAGAGUUUUUAGAAAUUUGGCAACUUAUUGAGAAAUAAGUAAAAUGUGCAUCAGAAGAAACUAAAUAAACAGAUGAAGAGAUUUUUAGAAAAUAAGAUUUAGAAAGUUUACUGCAAAAAGUUACAUCUCAUAAAACUUUAAAAUGUUUAAAGGAAGAACAUAUAACUACGUUAAGAAAGGAUUUAGAGCCAUUAUGGAGUGUAAAUAAAUUUGAGAAGGCUAUAAAAAAUAUAGGUAUUUUAGAUCUUUUAACUACGCCUUUCAUGUUAGAAAUAAUAGUAUAGGUUUUACCAAAUAUGACAAAAUAGUAUAAAGGAUCAAUAGAAAUAAAAAAUUUAUUUAUAUAAAACUAUAUAAAAAUAAUUAAGAAAUAGAAAUUAUCAUAGCAAUUAAGAAACUUAGAUAUGCAGAGUUAAGAUUUUUAUAAUCAAAACGAAAACAAUAAAAGUUAUUAAAAUUAAGUUAAUGAUGAUGUUUAACAAGUGGAUUAAAAUGAUUAUGAAAAAAAAAAAAUAGAUAGUUCUGAGAAAGAUAGAAAAAAAUUGAAUGAAAUUAUUGAUUAAUUAGAUAGAAAAAAUUUCUUUUCAUUUUAUUCAAUAACUAGUGUUUUAAUUUCUAAAAAUAACUCAAUUUAGGUAGAUGACAUAUAAUUUGAUUUUGAGAUGGAAGUCGAUACUGUUAUUUAAGCAUUAAAAAUGUAAAAAUUAACUAUAUUUGAAUUUUAUGAUAGUUUCAUAAAAUUUUAUCAUUAUUAAUAAAUGCAAAAGUAGAGGGAAAAAGGUACAAUUCCAAACUAUGAAAGUUUUGAGUUAGAUAUUUAUUAAUUUUCAUAAUCUUUGGCUUUAGAUAUGACAAUAAGAGAUUUAUCUUAAGUAAAUUAUAAAUAAAAAGGAAAAUUAGAAUUAGAGAGUAAGUUUAGUAAUUUUUAAAAUGUUGAUGAUUGGCCAAAUUAAUAUUUUAGUCAUAAUUUAGUUGAUAAGGACUACAAUAAAUUAAUAAGAAGUUGUAUUCUUGUAAAUGCUAAAGGGAGUACUUAUUCAUUUAAUCAUAAAUCAAUUUAAGAAUUUUAUGUUGCAAAGUAUAUUUUGGAAUUAAUUCUCUUUUUCGACUGUGAAAUUUCACUUGAAUCCUUAUAAAAAAUUGAAAAAGAGAAAUAAAUUUUAAUUGGUUCUCUAUAUAAUCAAAUUAAAUUAAAUAUAUCAAAAGAAAAUCAAAUAGGAAUAUCUAAUUUUGUUAAAGAGAAAUUGUAAAAUAUUGAAGGCAUAAAUAAUACAUUAAUUAAUAUAGUUAAACUUUCUAGAGAUGAGAAAUUUAAAUGUGCUGCAUCAAAUAGUAUUUAUAUGUUAAAUUAAUUAAAUGCCUAAUUAGAAUCAUAAGAUUUUAGUUCAAUUUAAUUAUCAGAAACUAAUAUUUCAGGAUUAAGUUUUUUUAAUAGUGAUUUAAGUAAUACUAAGUUUGAAAAAGUAAAAAUUAAUUCAUGCAAUUUUAAUUAUGCUGAUCUUACUGGAGUAGUUUGGGAAGAAAUAAUUUGUAAAGAAAAACCUUAUUUAUAAGGACAUCAAUCAGAAGAUUUAAUUGCAUAAUUUUCACCUAAUGGUUAUUUGAUUGCUUCUGGAGGCUUAGAUAAAUAACUAACUCUUUGGAAUACUGAUAGUUAUGGAUAAAUUAAAUAAUUUGUAGGUCACACAAAUAAUAUUAAUUCUAUCUAAUUUACUUCUGAUAGUAAUAGACUUAUAUCUUCUAGUGAUGAUUUCACAAUUAAGUUAUGGGACAUAAGUAAUCCCUAAUAGCCCUAAUUACAAGUUACAGUAUAAAAUGAUAGCGCCGUUAAACAAAUUGUUCUUUCUUAUAAUAAUAAAUUGUUAAUUUCUAGAAGCGAUUAAAAUUUUAAAUUAUGGAACAUGCCUAAUCUUUAUUUGGACUGGGAUACAACACUUAUAUAAGGAUAAAAUGAUGGUUCAAAAAUAUUUGCUUACUCUUCAGAUGAAACAAAAAUGGCUAUUGGUAAAAAUGAUUCAACUAUUUUAAUAAUUAAUCUUAUGACAAAAAAGGAAUAGAAAUUGAUUGGUCAUAUAGGAAAUAUUUAAGCAUUAGCAUUCGCUCCUGAAGGAAAAAUUUUAGCCUCUGCAUGUUCAAAUUUCCAUUUAUUUAUAUGGGAUUUGAGUUCCUUUAACUUAAUUCAAGUGCUUUUAUAUAAUUAAUUUUAAAUCAAUCAGUUGGCUUUUAUUUAAAAUGAUAAAUCGAUAAUAGUAAAUUGCUACAAUAGCUUAGCUUUAAUAGAAUUGGAAAAAUUAAAAACAUUUGAAGAGAUUUCGAUUAAUUAGUGCUAAAUUGCUUAUCUUUCUUAAUUUGAUGAAAUUUGUAUAUUAGGAUAAGAUAAUUAUAUAGCAAUUCUAGAUCUCAAUACAUUACAAAUAAUAAAUAGCUUUGAAUGUGAAUUUAUAGUGAAAUCAAUAUAAAUAUCAAGUGAUUCUUUAAAACUAUCUACAUAAGGAAACUCUUAACUAAUAAUCUGGAGUUUAUAAACAUUACAACAAUUGAUAAAUUUGAAAGACUAGAGAUUUUAAACAUUUUAAUAUUUGAUUUAUUUAAGAGAAGAUAACAUAAAUGAGGAUGUAUUUGAGCUUUCUUAAAAUUUUUAAUUUGGUGUUAAUUAUACUAACAAAGAUGCAAGAAUUUUUAAUAUUUAAAAAAUAGCUUAGUCAAAUAAUUUUUAAUUUAAUGUACUAUAAGACACAAAUUGUGAGAAAUUUGAUUUUACAAUAAAUUUAAAUUAUGAAAUUUUAGCUUAUCAAACUUAAGAUGAUCAAGUAAUUCUGUUUGAUAUAAAUAAAAAAUAAUAUUUAGAUAUUUUAAAAUUAGAUCGAGAUUCAUUUAAAAGUUUUGUUUUUUCUCCUUCACAUAAUAUUUUGGCAUCAGCACACUAUAGUAAAAAAAUUAUUUUAUGGAAUUUAGAAAAAUAACCAUAUUUAAGUUAAGAAUUAGUUUCCUUCUUUUCAUAAUAUUAAUUAAAGGAUUUUAAAUAUUCUUAUGAUGGAUCAAUGUUGAUCCUUUUAGAUUCAAUUUCAGCAAUAUUUAUAUGGAAUUCAUUUGAUGGUGUUCUAAAAUAUAAGAUAGAUGAAAACUAUAAGAUAGAAAAAGAGAUAACUAUAUCAAUAAACAAUUAAUAUAUAGCAUAUAUAGAUAAUCGAUAAAAUGAUAAAUUAAUAAUCUGGAAUUUUUCUUUAAAGAAAGAAGAAAAUCUUUUGAAAGAAAACAUUUGUGAUGUAAAUAUAAUCAAGUACUUUCUUAAUUAAAUGAGAUUAUUUUCUUGUAGUCAUGAUUAAAAAGUAAUUUUAUGGAAUGCAAUUGAAGGAACUGUUGAGUAUUAAAUAAACUGGACUGGUGAAUAUAUUACUUAAGUUUGUUUUUCAAAAGAUGGAAAUCUUAUGGCUUGGGCUGAGAAGGAGAUAAUUCAUUUAUGGGAUUGUUCAAAACUAGAAAUUUAAAUGUUAGGAUGUGAAAAAUUUUAAGCUGAAAUUCAUAGAUUGAAUUUCUUCGGUAAUUAGAAUAACUUAAUUUAUAAAUUGAGGACAUAAAUUAUUAGCCUUCCUCAUAAUGUUGUAAAUUUAGAAUCGGUGAUUAAGUUGAAUGAAUAACAUUCAAAAUCAUAAUUGAGUUCAUUUUCUCAAAAUGAUUAGCUCUUUGCUAUUAUUUAAUCUUACACAAUCUAAAUAUAUUUAGUUAAAGGAUGGGCAUUAUAUAAAACUUUAGUUGGAGUUUCUGAUAUUUAAAGUAUUAUUUUUUUUUCUAAUGGGAAUUAAUUAAUUUCCUCGAAUAUGUAUGGAGAUUUUACCAUUUGGAAUGUUCAUUCUAGUUAAAAAAUAGUUACUUUUAAGACUUAUACAAAUUUAAAAAAAUUAUAUCUUACUAAUUAUGAUAAACUAUUAGUGUUAGUUGGAGAAGAAAUAAAAAUUUGGAAUAUAGAAAAUACCAAAGAUAUUAAAUUAUGUGGACUGUAUUCAAAAUAAUUUGAAUAAAAUGUUGAUUUUUCUAUCAAAAUCUCUCUCAAAAAAGAUUAUUUUUGCUUUAACCCCACUCCUAGAAAGUUCAUCAUAAAGUAAUUUAAAGAAUAAGAAGAUAUAAAAUUUUAUUAACAUUCAUAUAUUUAAAAAUUAUAAAUAUUUGGAGAAAAUUAAUUAUGUUUUAUUUGGGAUGACAAAAAUAAUCCCAUAAUAUUAUCUCUAAAAAAUGAAUAAAUAUUUAUGAGAUUAAAAGAGAUCACUAUAAAUGGUGUUUUAGAUCUAUUUAAAAUUUAAGAUAUAACCAUUUCUCAUAACUAAUAACUAUUAGCAGUAAAAGAACACUCUCAAAUUUUAAUAAUUUAGAUUUAGGAGAGAAAAAUAACAUGUUUACAGACAUCCUAUGAUUCAUUUGGAAACAAUCUUUUUUUUAAUAACAAUGGAGACAUGUUAGUUGAGGUGGGCAAUCAAUAAAUAAGCCUAUAUUCAAUAAAUAAAAAAUUUGAAUUAAAAAUAGAUUGGAUUAGGAAUUUUUAUUAUAAAAUUAAACUUACAAAAAUUACUUAGAACAAUUCUUUUUUAUCAGUAUUACUUGAUUCAGGUGAGAUUUUAAUAAUUAAUUUGCUCGCAAAACAAUAAAUUGCUGAAAUACACUGUGAAAAUAUAAACUAGAUUGCAAUAUCUCUUGAUGAUAAAUAUUUAUUUGUAAUAAGUGAGAUUUUUUUGAAAAAAUUUGAUAUAAAUUAAUUGUCUUUUACUUAAUACAUAAAAUUAUCUUAAUAAAUAAAUUGCAUGACUCUAAUAAAUAAUAAUUAAAUCUGCAUUGCUGAUCAAGAUACAAUUUAUUUAAUAAAUUUAGGUUAAGAAAUAUAAUAAUAAGUAACAAUUGGUAAACCUUGCGAAAGUACUCAUUUAGCAUAUAAUCCUAAAUUAAAUUUAUUAGUUUCUUGUGGAAAAGAUAAAAAGAUUUAUUAAUGGAAUAUUGAAGCAAAGAGAAAUAUUGGAAUAUUUGAAGGACAUUAAGGUACGAUAAAUUCACUUAGUUUCUCCCCAGAUGGUUUAACACUUGCUUCUUCUAGCGAUGAUAAAUUAAUUAUAAAACGAGACGUUUAUGUUGUAAAUUAUGGAAUAUUGAAGCUAAUGAUUAAUUAGAUUUGAAGCAAGGACAUUAAGAAAGUGUAAAUUCAUUAGCAAUAUCAAAGGAUAGUUUAAUUUUAGCUUCUGGAAGUGAAGAUUUAAAUAUUAAACUUUGGGAUUUGUUAGAUAUAAAAUAUUUAAUAAGUUUAGAAGGGCAUACGAGCAAAAUUAAUUGUUUAGAUUUUUCAUAUUGCUCAAAGUGGCUUAUAUCUGGCAGUUAAGAUAGAACAAUUAGAUUAUGGGAUGUAAGAAAUCCGAAUGAUGCAAAAAUAUAAUAUGUAAUUAAUGAAGCCUUUUUUACAAUAAGUUGGGUAUAAUUUUCCCCAAAUGGUAAGACAUUUGCAACUAAGUUGUUAGAUGUUUUGUAUGAAAAGCAAGAACAUAAAAUUUAAUUUUGGAAUUUAGAUAAAAUUGGAAUUUAAAACAUUUAAAUAAAGCCACCUAAACUGAAAGCAUAAUAAUCAUGUUUUACUCAAAAUGAUGAAUACAUUUUUUAAGGGUUUGAAAACAAUAUUUAAACAUAUUAAUUAUAAACUUGCUAGUAUGAUUUAUUGGAUGGUCAUAAAAAUAAGAUAAUUUUUAUUGAUAGCUCAAAUGAUAAUACUAAAAUUGUUUCAAUAGAUUUAUAAUAAAAUAUGUUUUUAUGGAAACAUAAUAAAAAUAAAUGGGAAAUAUAAUCUAUAUCCCUUUUUGAACCUGUUUAAAACAAAGUAAUAUUUUCACCAGAGAAUACUAUUAUUGCAUCUUUAAAUGAAAAAUCCAUAACUUUAACAUAAGUCUAAGAACUUAAGUAAAUUGAAAUCAUCAAUGAAUAUAAUUUAAAUUCUGGUACAAUUAGUGUAUUAACUUAAUCUUAUGAUGGCUCUAAAUUAUUGAUAUAAAGCAGUUAAGAACUAUUGAUAAUUGAUCUAAAAUAGAGAGAAAUAUAUAAAUAAUAUGAUAAUUGGUAGUGCGCUGAGCAAAUAAUUUUAUCCCGAGAUGGGUAAUAUAUAGCAACAUAGACAGACCAUGGAUCCAAAAUUAAUAUCUAUAGCAUAGCAGAUGUGAAGAGUUCUCUAAAAUAUUUUCAUNUAAAUUAUGGAAUAUUGAAGCUAAUGAUUAAUUAGAUUUGAAGCAAGGACAUUAAGAAAGUGUAAAUUCAUUAGCAAUAUCAAAGGAUAGUUUAAUUUUAGCUUCUGGAAGUGAAGAUUUAAAUAUUAAACUUUGGGAUUUGUUAGAUAUAAAAUAUUUAAUAAGUUUAGAAGGGCAUACGAGCAAAAUUAAUUGUUUAGAUUUUUCAUAUUGCUCAAAGUGGCUUAUAUCUGGCAGUUAAGAUAGAACAAUUAGAUUAUGGGAUGUAAGAAAUCCGAAUGAUGCAAAAAUAUAAUAUGUAAUUAAUGAAGCCUUUUUUACAAUAAGUUGGGUAUAAUUUUCCCCAAAUGGUAAGACAUUUGCAACUAAGUUGUUAGAUGUUUUGUAUGAAAAGCAAGAACAUAAAAUUUAAUUUUGGAAUUUAGAUAAAAUUGGAAUUUAAAACAUUUAAAUAAAGCCACCUAAACUGAAAGCAUAAUAAUCAUGUUUUACUCAAAAUGAUGAAUACAUUUUUUAAGGGUUUGAAAACAAUAUUUAAACAUAUUAAUUAUAAACUUGCUAGUAUGAUUUAUUGGAUGGUCAUAAAAAUAAGAUAAUUUUUAUUGAUAGCUCAAAUGAUAAUACUAAAAUUGUUUCAAUAGAUUUAUAAUAAAAUAUGUUUUUAUGGAAACAUAAUAAAAAUAAAUGGGAAAUAUAAUCUAUAUCCCUUUUUGAACCUGUUUAAAACAAAGUAAUAUUUUCACCAGAGAAUACUAUUAUUGCAUCUUUAAAUGAAAAAUCCAUAACUUUAACAUAAGUCUAAGAACUUAAGUAAAUUGAAAUCAUCAAUGAAUAUAAUUUAAAUUCUGGUACAAUUAGUGUAUUAACUUAAUCUUAUGAUGGCUCUAAAUUAUUGAUAUAAAGCAGUUAAGAACUAUUGAUAAUUGAUCUAAAAUAGAGAGAAAUAUAUAAAUAAUAUGAUAAUUGGUAGUGCGCUGAGCAAAUAAUUUUAUCCCGAGAUGGGUAAUAUAUAGCAACAUAGACAGACCAUGGAUCCAAAAUUAAUAUCUAUAGCAUAGCAGAUGUGAAGAGUUCUCUAAAAUAUUUUCAUCUUCUUCCCCAUCCAAUUUCUUUUCAAUUUAAUUAAAAUGAUUCAAAUGUAUUAUACGUAACACAAAAUGCAGAAGACAAAAUAAUUAUUAAAAUCCUAAAUAUUUCUUAAAAUACACAAGAAGAAAUUUUUUUCUAACAUGAAUCAUCAAAUUGGGAUAAGUUUUAUAUAUCAAGCAACUUUAAUUAUGUUGUGGCAAUUACAAAAGAUUCCAAUUUACAUGUUAUCAACACAAAAAAUAAUAAAUAGUAUAAUUCCGAAACUUCACUUCUUACUAAUAGAACAAUUUAAUGUUAUGCAUUUUCACAAGAUGAUAAAUUUUUUAUGGUUUCAACUAAUCAUAAUUGGAUGUAUUUAUGGAAUAUAAAUGAUUACAAAGAAUGUGAUGAAUUUGAAUGUUUCAUAAAAAACGAUAUCAUCUAUUUAGCAUUUUCUUUGGAUGAUUAAAUAAUUUGUUGUUAAGAAACUUUAAUUUUUUUAAUAAAAAUAGAAUAGGAUUAAAAAUUAAAAAUUAUUAGGUAAUUUUAAUUACCUUAUGAAAUAAAUUUAUGCUCUUUUUCUGCUUAAAAUUAAUAAAUUUGUUUGGUAAAUCAAAAUUCUACUAAAUUAUUGAUAGCCACUUUGAUUGACAGACAAUAAAAAAUCUUAGUUGAAUCAGAUAUUAAUGAUUUUUGUUUCUCUUCUGAUUUCUAAUAUAUUGCAGCCGUAACUAAAUCAUCUUUAAUUUUUCUGGACACCAUUAAUUAUAAAGAAUUAUUACGGGAUAAAAAUUGGUUUGGAUCUAUAAUUUAGUUUUUGGGGAAAAAUUAAUUAAUUUUAGGUUUCGAACAAAAAUUGUAUUUCUUAGAUAUAUCAAAUCUUAACCAGAUUAAAGAAAUAAAUUGUAUUGAAAAUCGUACAGAUACAAUAUGUAUAUCGGUCUCCAGUGAUUUAAUUUAUUUAGCUUAAAAAGUUUCUUUUAAUCGUACAAUAAAAUUAUGGAACAUAAAAAAUAUGUAGUAAAUUUUUCUAGAAAGAAUUUAUAGCAAUGGUUAUUUUGAAAAUUAAAAAGUCUUAAUUUCUAAAAAUAACAAAUUUCUGAUUUUCUAUUUUAACUAAAGUUUAUAAUUAAUAAAUAUUUAGGAGGAUUGUAAAUAAUUAUUUGUCAUUGAAUUUAACAAUGAAUAAGUGAAUGGAUUUUAAUAUUCUUCUGAUGGUAAGUAUUUCGCAACAAUAAUCGAUGGAUAGCCAAAGCUAUAUAAUUCUGAGACUUAUUAAUAAAUAGAAUUAGUUAUUGAUGAAACAGAAGUGUAAGAAUUAGUUUUUUCUUAAAAAAAAAAUGUUUUAGCAAUGAAUUGCUCAACAAAAGUAGUUUGUUUAUAAUUUGGGAAUGGAAUCAUUUUAAAGAGAUAAGUAUUGGAAAAGUUUAAUAAUAAAAUAUGCGCAAUAACUAUAUCACCCUUAGGAGAUAAAUUGAUUAGUGGAGAAGCCGAUUCAUCAAUACGAUUAUGGGAUGUAGAUAAAGAAAAUUGUUUAAGCGUCAUUAAUAAUCAGAAUGAUUAACCAAUUGCUUUUGCAUUUUUUCCUAAUGGAAAAGGAUUUGUUGGGGGUAUUAAGGAUGGUUCAGUAAAUUUAUAUCGAAUUGAUUCAAAGAAGAAGACGUCAAUGCAAAAAAAGCAAGAUUAGCAACAAAUAGAAAAAUUGGGAUUUUAGGAUGAAGAACUAUUUUGCUCUUGUUGUAAAUCCUUUUCAAGAAAUUCUUUAAUAUUAGCUCAUAAUUGCAUAUUAUUCUAAUCCAAAAUUGAAUAAUCAAAAAAGUCGAUAUCUGAGUUAUUUAUUUAAAAAGGAGCAAUAUUUAAAUCAAUAGAAUCCAUCAAUUGA
This is a messenger RNA of Paramecium sonneborni, 13564 nucleotides long. Lineage: Eukaryota; Ciliophora; Oligohymenophorea; Peniculida; Parameciidae. The record is from the annotation of a GenBank genome assembly.